Sporothrix brasiliensis 5110 is the source of this 1182-nucleotide messenger RNA. RefSeq lists its product as uncharacterized. NCBI's taxonomy places the organism in Eukaryota, Fungi, Ascomycota, Sordariomycetes, Ophiostomatales, Ophiostomataceae. The transcript has a single exon. Bases 1 to 1182 code for a protein of 393 amino acids. The record is from RefSeq and is a predicted model, not a curated record.
AUGGACAUUCCCAGCGCUUUCACGACCUCCUUGACGUCCCUGCCCAUUCGUUCCAAGACGCCAGAUAUGCUUGUAGCGUCGCAGCCGUCGACUCCUGGGCCAUCGCCUCUCGAUUCGGGCUACGUGUCACAGUCGAGAACUCCUAACAAGCUGUCUACACCCAGUGAAACUUUCGACUUUGGCGGUUCCUACACUCUUGAUAGAACCACCGGAGAUCUGCUGGAGAAACUAAUCAGAGACGAAUCUGACGAGUGUCCCCGCUCGGCGUUUCUCGCACCGCACCAAACGCUUCUCAGCCAAGCCAGCAUCAGCCUCAAGGCCAGCGCAAGCAGCGCAAGGCCGUGCAGCGUCAGAGCCAACAGUACCAAGGCAAGCAGUGUCCGUCAGCCGCAUAUAGCACGCGGUAGUCUUCCUUCUACGUUCUAUUCAAAGACAAUUCCCAGAACGACACCUCGCCCCAGUUCUGAAUCUCGGUCAUCGUACCUGGCAUCCGGCCCGGCUGCAAGCUCCGUCCGCGCUCCCGACCGUUUUGUGCACCCUCGCGACUCAGAAUGUGCUGCUUUUCCCAUCGGCGAGAAGUUUCGGAUGACCAAGGCCUCAACUGACCUCAACCCUGUCGAAAAGAUCCUUCGCCGUGGUAUGAUCUCGGCGGAUGCCUUCUACGCCACGCAGACCCAUCCAAAUCCUAUCCCGACAUUUGCAGAUGAACGCCAAAACUUCCUCCAUGUGGCCGGCCAGCCAACCCAAACAAGAGCUGGGACCACUCUAGAUACCGGGAAUAUGGGUGACGACCCCGGCAUGGAGUUCCGGCGGCGUCUCACCCGUGGCUCAGUCUGGUCUAUUAGUACCAUACCACCUACUACCGGUGCCAUCGACAACGGCAAUGGCACCCUGACACAAAGCGGCACCAGCUCUGUACCGUUCAUCACGUCAUCAUUCACAGAGGAGGCACCCCGCUAUAGCGCCUCUUACUGUGACAAACACCCCAGUCGCCUCGCUGCCGCUUUGGAUUUUGACCGUGCGUCACGACUUAUGCAGUGCAAUGUCGAUAAGGGCGUCUUCAAACUGCAGUCCCACGACAACCUCAUCGUUCCCACCACAAAGCGGAAGCUGCUUCCCAAGUCUCAGAAAACGUCAUGGAACGGUACUAUCUGGGUCAAUGAUAGCCUCGAGAAGAGUUAG